AGGCAGUGCGAAAGCUGGCGGGCUACAACGUGAAGAACAGCACCGAGGCAAACGCCGGGUGGCUGCAGUUCUGGUGGCGCGCCAUGACAGACGUGGCGAAGCCGGGCGACACCACGGAGUUCAUUAAUGCUUCGGCGGGGUCCGAGACACCACGCAUGGGAGUGAACUCCGGCUACAGGCCCGAGGAACCACGCAUCUCCGUGCCGCUGGGCACUGCAACUGGGCGCAGAGUUUCGUCCGGUGGUUUGCG
Messenger RNA from Cladocopium goreaui, 250 nucleotides. The record is from the annotation of a GenBank genome assembly. Lineage: Eukaryota; Dinophyceae; Suessiales; Symbiodiniaceae.